Messenger RNA from Prunus persica (peach), 1068 nucleotides. RefSeq lists its product as uncharacterized. Gene Ontology annotation, molecular function: deSUMOylase activity. NCBI's taxonomy places the organism in Eukaryota, Viridiplantae, Streptophyta, Magnoliopsida, Rosales, Rosaceae. Gene Ontology annotation, cellular component: nucleus. The record is from RefSeq and is a predicted model, not a curated record. Gene Ontology annotation, biological process: protein desumoylation. The coding region runs from base 1 to 1068 and encodes 355 amino acids. The transcript is spliced from 5 exons.
AUGUUGCAUGGGGGUGACACUGGCGAGAGCACGGAGGGGACACUGCUUGAGUUUACUGUCGGGGACAUUGAUUUGGAUGAACCUACAGCUGUGCUAUCUCAGUUGAACGUGUGGUUGAAUGAUAAAGGUAAAGCUCUGGCACAAGGGGUCCAAUUACGGAAAAGGAAGAGGAUCAUUCCUUUGUGGAAGAUCGUUGAAGGCAGUGAAUUGGUUCCAAAAACUGGGGCACAGACAACCGGACUGAAGAUCUUAGACCCAAUGAAGGCGAUUUCGCAUGAUGAUCUGGUGAAAUUGCUGAAACUUUGUUGGGAAUGGCGCCAGGACCCAAAUUUGGUGAUGCAAUUUGGCAACGUGGAAGCUGAGAUUGAAUUCUUCGCUUCCCUCGUGAAAGCUGAUGGUUGGCUGAAAGGAGAUCACAUUGAUUUGGGGUUGUAUCUCAUCCGGAAGCGACAACAACAAUUGGAGACAGAUUCGGUAGAAGUAGCGGACUGGACAACGACCGAUGUUUUUUUUAUGAAUCACAUUCGUACUUGCUUUGCGGAUAAUAAAAGAAAAAAACAGCAGCUUGGGUGGAAAAUCAGAAAAAGUUUACUAAACGUUGUAAAUGGGAAGGUUCCUCCGUGUGGGUUGGAUUGGCAGACCGUCUAUAAGGUGUAUACCCCAUUUAUGUUGACGAAGUACAAGCAUUGGGUGGCUGUAAUGAUUGAUCUGGUAUUGUGUGAAAUCAAAGUGUACGAUUCAAAGGUUUCACUAAUUCCAGAUGACAUCGUAAAGGAAGAACUCGGCCCGCUAUCAAUUACGCUUCCAAAUCUUCUCAACACCAUCGACUUUUAUGAAGAAGGUGUUUAUGCAAACAAUUGCAGCCGAGAUUGGUGGUGUCCGUGGCCAAUAGAGCGUGUGGAUGUUCCACAACAGUCUAAUGAAGGCGAUUGUGGCAUGUUUGUGUUAAAGUACAUUGAGCUUUUCAGCGCUAAGCUUCCGUUAGCUACUUGCACCUCGCACAACAUGCCUUUUUUUCGGUUGAAAUUGGCUGCGGAGAUAAUAAGGGGAGAUGCUUACUUCCCAUGA